Drepanopeziza brunnea f. sp. 'multigermtubi' MB_m1 is the source of this 1581-nucleotide messenger RNA. RefSeq lists its product as uncharacterized. NCBI's taxonomy places the organism in Eukaryota, Fungi, Ascomycota, Leotiomycetes, Helotiales, Drepanopezizaceae. The record is from RefSeq and is a predicted model, not a curated record. Gene Ontology annotation, molecular function: potassium ion binding; pyruvate kinase activity; magnesium ion binding. Gene Ontology annotation, cellular component: cytoplasm. Gene Ontology annotation, biological process: glycolytic process.
AUGGCUACUGCAAUGCAGCACCUUUCCGCUGGAUCACGCGUCCAAUGGCUUUCCGAUCUGGACACUGAAUUCAAGCCAACCAAGAACUACCGCCGUACAAGCAUCAUUUGCACUAUCGGCCCCAAGACAAACAAUGUUGCAGCACUCAACAAGCUUCGAACAGCCGGUCUCAAUGUCGCGAGAAUGAAUUUCUCUCACGGCUCUUAUGAAUACCAUCAAUCCGUCAUUGACAACGUGCGCGAGGCCCAGAAGGUGCAGGCCGGUCGUCAGGUUGCUAUUGCUCUCGAUACCAAAGGCCCGGAGAUCCGAACUGGUAACACCGUCGGUGAUGCCGAUAUCCCCAUCGCAGCUGGAACGGAGAUCAACAUCACAACCGAUGAGAAAUACGCUACCGCUUGCGACGACAAGAACAUGUACGUCGACUACAAGAACAUCACCAAGGUCAUUGAGCCAGGACGUAUCAUCUACGUUGAUGACGGUGUUCUUGCGUUUGAUGUCGUCGAGAUUGUUGACGAGAAGACCAUCCGUGCUCGCGCCCGUAACAACGGCAAGAUCUCCUCCAAGAAGGGUGUCAACCUCCCCAACACAGAUGUCGAUCUCCCAGCCUUGUCUGAGAAGGACCAAGCCGAUCUCAGAUUCGGAGUCAAGAACAACGUCGACAUGGUCUUCGCCUCUUUCAUCCGUCGUGGUGAUGAUAUCAAGUCCAUUCGCAAGGUCCUAGGUGAAGAGGGAAAGCACAUCCAGAUCAUUGCCAAGAUCGAGAACAGACAAGGUCUCAACAACUUCCCUGAGAUUCUCAAGGAGACUGAUGGUGUCAUGGUUGCCCGUGGUGAUCUGGGUAUUGAGAUUCCGGCUGCUGAAGUGUUUGCGGCUCAGAAGAAAAUGAUUGCUAUGUGCAACAUGGCUGGCAAGCCAGUCAUCUGCGCCACCCAGAUGCUCGAGUCCAUGAUCUACAAUCCCCGCCCAACCCGUGCCGAGAUCAGCGAUGUUGGUAACGCCGUUACUGAUGGAGCCGACUGUGUCAUGUUGUCGGGUGAGACUGCCAAGGGUAGCUACCCCAACGAGUCUGUUACCGAGAUGCACGAGACUUGCCUGAAAGCCGAGAACACCAUUGCCUACGUUUCUCACUUUGAGGAGCUCUGUAACCUCGUCCAACGCCCAGUCAGCAUCGUCGAGUCUUGCGCCAUGGCUGCCGUCCGUGCCAGUUUGGAUAUGAACGCUGGAGCUAUCAUUGUUCUCUCUACCAGUGGAGACAGUGCUCGCCUCCUUUCCAAGUAUCGCCCAGUCUGCCCGAUCUUUAUGGUCACCCGGAACGCCAGCGCUUCUCGAUAUGGUCACUUGUACCGUGGAGUCUAUCCUUUCUACUUCCCCGAGGAGAAGCCAGAUUUCACGAAGGUCAACUGGCAAGAGGAUGUCGACCGCAGAAUCAAGUGGGGUAUCGCUGAGGCUAUGAAGCUCAACGUUCUUACCCAAGGUGAAACUGUUGUCGUUGUUCAAGGCUGGAAGGGUGGCAUGGGAAACACAAACACUCUCCGUGUGAUCAAGGCCGAGCCAGAGGACCUCGGAUUGGCCAAGUCGUAA